UUCCGCCAGCGAGCCAGCGCGAGUCGGACAAAAGUUCACUUGAAAAAGAGUGGACGUGUUGGUCGAACGAACUUUCCCUCGUCGCCCGUGCAGCAGCAGCAGCAAAUCGCGUGCUCCUUCCUCGUAACCUUACUUCGAGUCAGCUUUAUUACCAGCAGCCAAAAUGGUGUACAUGGUGAAAGAUUCCGAGGACUUCAACAACAAGCUGGAAGCGGCCGGCGACCAGCUCGUCGUGGUCGAUUUCUUCGCCACCUGGUGCGGCCCGUGCAAGGUGAUCGCCCCGAAGCUGGAGGAGUUCCAGAACAAGUACGCGGACAAGAUCGUCGUGGUGAAGGUGGACGUGGACGAGUGCGAGGAGCUGGCGGCCCAGUACAACAUUGCCAGCAUGCCCACCUUCCUGUUCAUCAAGCGGAAGGAGGUGGUCGGCCAGUUUUCUGGCGCGAACGCGGAAAAGCUGGAAAACUUCAUCCAGCAGCACUCGGCGUAAGGCUGCGUGUGCUCUCGAUUUGUUGUGUUGCGGGGCGGGAGACGCCGGACGGCCGACCAAGGAGCACAAUUAUACCAAGCAACACACACACACACACAUAGUAAACCCAUAAGCAUACAUAGCGUAAAGUCGACAUACCUACCAACCUCGUGUCACAGGAGGAUUCAUUCAUUUUGCUUGCCCAUUCGGUACAGAAAAUGGGAAAAAGGGGAAAGGCUUUAAAGCGCACUUUAAUCUAAGUGCGAAUGGCUUUGUUUAAUUAAGAAGACAUUUUCGUUUUUUUUAUGGGAAAACAUCUUGCACAUUCAUUUUCCUGUGUUCUAUAUCCCAGUGAGGGGCGCGUGCAUGAAAAUACACAACACCCCCUUUAUACCACCCGAUUCGUUGUUAGGCAAAUAGAGAAGAUAAAACACCAUUUUACACUUGCGGGAGGCGCUUGAGAGCAUAACGAAAACGAAAAUCAACCCAUAAUACACCACACAGAGAGUUUUGUCGUCGUCGCUUCACCAUUUGCCUUGUAUCGUGUUAUUUAAAUAUAAAUAUAUUUGUUGUGCUCUAA
Molecule: messenger RNA, 1046 nt
Organism: Anopheles arabiensis
Lineage: Eukaryota; Metazoa; Arthropoda; Insecta; Diptera; Culicidae
Gene: Trx2
Product: thioredoxin-2
Exons: 3
Coding region: 164-487 (107 amino acids)
Molecular function (GO): protein-disulfide reductase activity
Source: RefSeq, a predicted model, not a curated record